Molecule: messenger RNA, 350 nt
Organism: Suillus fuscotomentosus
Lineage: Eukaryota; Fungi; Basidiomycota; Agaricomycetes; Boletales; Suillaceae
Exons: 3
Coding region: 1-234 (77 amino acids)
Source: RefSeq, a predicted model, not a curated record
AUGGCACUGACGCCGAGCUGUACCAUCCUGUACCUGACGUCCUGUAUCAUUCAUAUAUCAUUAAGAAGUGCUUCGGUAACGUUGAGUGUAGCGCCAGUGGGCUACUUCCCACUCCAGAAAAUUUCUGCUGAUGAUGCAGCGCGUGGCCACACGAUCGGCUCGAUAUUCUGGGGACCAGACUGUUCACUUCAUAGAAUUUGCUCGCCUGCAGAUUGCCCAGAAAGAUCGAUUUAACCUCGAGACUAGAUCGAGUUUGCCUCCGAGAACAAGUUUGUACUGCGCCUCGGUCAAGUCUGCCAACUGAUCAAAGGUAUAUGCCUCGGACCAGGUUCUGAAGGGGCUGCUACUUC